AUGACAGACUCUGCAGAGAUAACCCUCGAUCUAAUAGCUCACCCAAAUCAACCUCCAUCUUCCUCCUCCUCCCCUCCAUCUUCCUCUUCCUCUUCCUUAACUCCUCCCCCUUCUCUCCUAUCAGAGAAACGAGAGCUACCCACACUUUCGCCAGUUCCUAUAAAACGCCUUUCUAUCACGCCGGUUCUGGAUCCAAUUUUAGCAUCAGCCUCGCUAGAUUCCCAGGUUUUCUCCGAGACCCUACACUCACCAGAUAGCCCCGGGGAUCUUCCUCACAAAAGAGCUCGACAUCAUACUAUUGAUAGUAUUCCAUCAUCAACCGAAAUGGAUGGACCCAGCACUGCUGCCACUUCUCCUCAGCCACCGGAGGCCGAAGAAGUCGCCCAAAAGCUAGAUAAGGGCAAAACUCCACUUUCUUCCUCAGAACAACCAGCUCUCGUUGAAGUUGCUACCACAAAUGCUGCUGCUGCUGCUUCUCCCCAACCUGAGCCAACACAGCUUGCUUCUGCUUCCACUCGACGUGCAGCCAGUUCCAGAUCCCCUAACAACCUGAAUAAGCCAAAGACAGAGCAUCUAGAGUAUUUUCUAAACUCUCUCCCAUCCGGCAGCUCUAGCCUUGGUGUUGAGCAAAUGGAAUCUCGUCAACAAUCUCCGGGCCGCGUCCCUGCUGCUGUCCAUGCCCUUGAGGAAGCACAUAAGCGUAAUUCCCAAUGUUCCGAUCGAGCUUCGAUUCGCAAGAGUCUGGAAAGUCGUCAUCCGGAUGUCACUUCUCAUCCUAUCGCUGCCAAAACCCCCGUCCAGUCGAUUGGUGCUCCUCCUCCCGCUCCUCCUGUUCCUGUUCCUCCAAUGGAUUCGAUAGAGCUCGCGAGGCCUGAGACUGCUUCUUCUGUCUCCCCGGCAGUCGGAUCGAACAUAACUAUACAGACACCAAAUAGCCAAAAUGGAAAGGGAGGAAAGAAGAAUGGCCUUCGGUCCAUUCUCAAUAAGAUCCGUUCCCAUUCCAACCAUGCUGCAAAGCAGGCUCCAGUUGUUGGUAUCGGGCGUCAGGAGACCGACAGUACAGUUCAGACGUCGUCGACUCCUAUCAGUGCCAUCAGUGCCAACCGAUUUCAAGAACCUCAAGUAGCUCCAAUGGUUGAUGGAGUAGAUGCGAGGAAUGAUGCAACAUAUUAUAGAGAUUUGAAACGAGAUUUCGAGAAUCGAAGACUCCGCGGCACGCAUGAGCAUCCAGUCGAAGGAGCUAUGGCGCUCAGUCACGGUACCGGAAUUACAAGUAUGGGCUUGAAGCAGCUUUUCCGCUCCAUCUCCAGAGCUGUCAGGAGCAGCACCCAUGGAUUGAAGAAACUAGUUCUUCGCAGAGCCAAACAACUUCCAGAUCAGAUUUCAGCUACUGUUCGUGGACAACCUCAACCAGAGCUACCAGCCAGCAAAAGGGCCCAGACCCGGGCUCAGCGACAGUCCGAGUACGAACAGCUCACAAAGGGACCCCUUCCAACGUUCGGUGCUCGAGUUCCUACUCCUCCACCUGUUAUACCUCUAAUCAGAAACCCAAGCGCCGAAGUAGUUCCGACUCUUGCUACGGCUUCGUCUAGCAGGUCGGCUACUUCAUCCCCAUAUUCAACUCCACAUUACCGUCAAAUCGGUUUAUUUGCAUCUCAACCUCACGAGAUUGCAGCAAAGCUCUCCGAAAAGGGCAAAGCAGCCAGCCACCUAACGAACGGAGAUGCCACCCCGUCCAAUCUACAAAAUGGUGAGGGCCAUUCUAGCAACCCUCAACUUUCUUCUUCGAGCAGCUCCCAGAGUGCUGGAGCGGCUCUUAACGGCAGCAAGGGCGUUUCUGCAUCACAACCGGCCACAAAUCCAAAUGCGGCUGGUCAGGCUCCUUCUACCGUCAAGAAGGAUGCUGCAGGGGGCUUCUUUAGGGAGGCAUUCCACGGUUGGUGA
Orbilia oligospora ATCC 24927 is the source of this 1944-nucleotide messenger RNA. RefSeq lists its product as uncharacterized. Lineage: Eukaryota; Fungi; Ascomycota; Orbiliomycetes; Orbiliales; Orbiliaceae. The coding region runs from base 1 to 1944 and encodes 647 amino acids. The record is from RefSeq and is a predicted model, not a curated record. The transcript has 2 exons.